ACCCGAAAAAUCGGUAUCCGAUCCGAACCGAACCAAUAAAUGCGUUCAAUUCCAACCAAGGUCAACUAGAUUGGAGGAAGAGAAGAAGAAAAAAUGUUGGGAAGCAUAAGCCUCAUCUCCUGCAACUUCUCUCGCCUUCCACGUCUUCUUAAACCCUCCACUCGACCUCAAACCCUAACACAAUCCUCAAGCCUCCUUCUUCUUCUUCAAUCACGAGCUUCUUCUUCACCACAUAGAAUUGCCCUUUUCCCGAAAUACGAGAAGAAAGUCACAUUCUUCCAUAUCUGCAAAAGCUCUUCAAACAACCCAGAAGAACCAGAGAAGACUCAAAUUCAAGAUGAAGGAAGAGACUGGUCUAGCUCAAUUUUGCUUUUUGCGCUUUGGGGUGCGCUCUUGUACUAUUGCUUCAAUCUCGCUCCUGAUCAAACACCCACACAAGACUUGUACUUUUUGAAAAAGCUUUUGAAUUUGAAAGGUGAUGAUGGUUUUAGAAUGAAUCAGAUCCUUGUUGGGUUAUGGUACAUCAUGGGUUUGUGGCCUUUGGUUUAUGCCAUGCUCUUGCUUCCCACUGGUACAAGUAAAACACCGGCUUGGCCUUUCGUUGUGCUUUCCUUUUUCGGUGGUGUUUAUGCUUUGUUACCUUAUUUUGCACUGUGGAAUCCUCCUUCUCCUCCUGUUUCAGAGACUGAGCUGAGACAAUGGCCUUUGAAUGUUCUGGAAUCAAAAGUAACUGCUGGGGUAAGAGAUUAUCUCUCUCACUCUCACUCUUUUGAAAUCUUGAUUUGUUAUCACUGGACUUACAAGUUAAAGAAAAUUGUCUCUUGCCUUUUGGUCUUUGGUUGUUGUUGGAUUAUGAAUCAGGUCACUCUAGUUGCAGGACUGGGUAUAAUUCUUUAUUCAGUUGUCGGUAAUGCCGGUGAUUGGACGGAGUUUUAUCAGUACUUUCGAGAGAGCAAAUUUAUUCAUGUUACAAGUCUUGAUUUCUGUUUACUCUCUGCAUUUGCUCCGUUUUGGGUUUACAACGACAUGACCACCCGAAAAUGGUUUGAUAAAGGCAGUUGGCUGUUACCGGUAUCGGUGAUUCCAUUCUUGGGACCUUCUUUGUAUCUACUCCUACGACCAGCAGUGUCAGAGACGAUAGCUCCCAAAGAUACUGCAUCAUCUGACCCAAAUCAAUAGCAACAUCAACUUUCUCUUUUGCUCGAUGACAAGACUAUUGUCCAGAAGCCCCAGGAAGAUUUCACAGGACCGACCAUCAUAUUUCUGAUGCAUGAAUGCUGAUGAUAACAUUAUGAACAUGAUAAACCACCAACGUCACAAACGUAUUCUAGAAUACAAAACCUAAUUCCGGAUCAUAAGGAGGAUUUCAUUUGUACCUUUUGUUUUCAGAGGAUUUCAUAUGGUUAAUAAAGCAGAGAAGUUUUACCUAAAGGAGUUUUUCGAUCCGCGUCUACUUUUCGAAUACUUCAGCUCCUUGUAUACCAC
Arabidopsis thaliana (thale cress) is the source of this 1485-nucleotide messenger RNA. RefSeq lists its product as uncharacterized. The transcript is spliced from 5 exons. Bases 94 to 1179 code for a protein of 361 amino acids. The record is from RefSeq and is marked reviewed. Lineage: Eukaryota; Viridiplantae; Streptophyta; Magnoliopsida; Brassicales; Brassicaceae.